AUGAUGGGCUCCGUGCUCCCGGCUGAGGCCCUGGUGCUCAAGACCGGGCUGAAGGCGCCGGGGCUGGCGCUGGCCGAGGUCAUCACCUCCGACAUCCUGCACAGCUUCCUGUACGGCCGCUGGCGCAACGUGCUGGGCGAGCAGCUCUUCGAGGACAAGAGCCACCACGCCAGCCCCAAGACAGCCUUCACCGCCGAGGUCCUGGCGCAGUCCUUCUCCGGCGAGGUGCAGAAGCUGUCCAGCCUGGUGCUGCCGGCGGAGGUGAUCAUCGCGCAGAGUUCCAUCCCCGGCGAGGGCCUCGGCAUCUUCUCCAAGACGUGGAUCAAGGCCGGCACCGAGAUGGGCCCCUUCACUGGCCGGGUCAUCGCCCCGGAGCACGUGGACAUCUGCAAGAACAACAACCUCAUGUGGGAGGUGUUCAACGAGGAUGGCACGGUGCGGUACUUCAUCGACGCGAGCCAGGAGGACCACCGCAGCUGGAUGACCUACAUCAGGUGUGCCCGCAAUGAGCAGGAGCAGAACCUGGAGGUGGUCCAGAUCGGUACCAGCGUCUUCUACAAGGCCAUCGAGAUGAUCCCUCCUGACCAGGAGCUGCUGGUGUGGUAUGGAAACUCACACAACACCUUCCUGGGGAUCCCUGGUGUGCCCGGGCUAGAGGAGGAGCAGAAAAAGAACAAACAUGAGGACUUCCACCCGGCGGACUCGGCGGCGGGCACCGCGGGCCGCAUGCGCUGCGUCAUCUGCCACCGCGGCUUCAACUCGCGCAGCAACCUGCGCUCGCACAUGCGCAUCCACACGCUGGACAAGCCCUUCGUGUGCCGCUUCUGCAACCGCCCCAUGAGUUGCGGAGCAGUCUUCGCCAUGGCGGCUGACCCUAGAAGCCACGCUCAGGACCAGUAG
This is a messenger RNA of Ailuropoda melanoleuca (giant panda), 900 nucleotides long. It is a transcript of the gene PRDM12, whose product is annotated as PR/SET domain 12. The record is from RefSeq and is a predicted model, not a curated record. Gene Ontology annotation, biological process: neurogenesis; regulation of gene expression. The transcript has 6 exons. Gene Ontology annotation, molecular function: histone methyltransferase binding. Gene Ontology annotation, cellular component: nucleus. Bases 1 to 900 code for a protein of 299 amino acids. Lineage: Eukaryota; Metazoa; Chordata; Mammalia; Carnivora; Ursidae.